GGUUGCUGGCUGAGCGGUUCCGAGCCGGCGUCGGGGAGAGGCUGCACCGGGCGGCUGCGGGGCUGGCUCGACCCAGCCUGAGGUCUCGGCGUCCGCCUCCCGCGGUGCCCUGGGAUUCGCCGACAUGAAUCCCAUCGUAGUGGUCCACGGCGGCGGAGCUGGUCCCAUCUCCGAGGAUCGGAAGGAGCGAGUGCACCAGGGCAUCGUUAGAGCCGCCACCGUGGGCUACGGCAUCCUCCGGGAGGGCGGGAGCGCCGUGGAUGCCGUAGAGGGAGCUGUCGUCGCCCUGGAAGACGAUCCCGAGUUCAACGCAGGUUGUGGGUCUGUCUUGAACACAAAUGGUGAGGUUGAAAUGGAUGCUAGUAUCAUGGAUGGAAAAGACCUGUCUGCAGGAGCAGUGUCCGCAGUCCGGUGUAUAGCAAAUCCCAUUAAACUUGCUCGGCUUGUCAUGGAAAAGACACCUCAUUGCUUUCUGACUGACCAAGGUGCAGCACAGUUUGCAGCAGCUAUGGGGGUUCCAGAGAUUCCUGGAGAAAAACUGGUAACAGAGAAAAACAAAAAGCGCCUGGAAAAAGAGAAGCACGAUAAAGGGGCUCAGAAAACAGAUUGUCAAAACCGCGACCAUGCCCAGGAAGAAGGCGGCGGUGGCGGCCUGGGAGGAGCCAAGCUUGAGCAACGGCACUGCCCGCGCCGGGCCCAGGAAACGUGGCGGCCCCGUGGGCCGGAAGCACGAGGCCCCAGCGCUGCAGUAGCAGCGUUGGUGGCAGCAGCAGCGGCGACGAGGACGGCCUGGAGCUCGACGGGGCCCCCAGCAGGGGCAAGUGCAUGGUGCAGCCUGUGGCGGCAGGCAAGGUGGGCGGUGCAGCUGUGGUCCUCACCGAACCCGAGCCCGCCAAGAAGCGCGUCAAACUUGAGACAUGUGCUGUGUUUACUCAAGAUUUAAUGGAUUUAGGGCUGUGCAGGGUGUGCUUUGUUAAAAAAGCGCUUGAAGGCAGUAUGCUUGUUAAAAGUCAUCACCAUUCUCUAAUCUCAAGUACCCAGGGACACAAUACAUCGCGGAAGGCCACAGGGACUUCCUCACAAAGUGCAAAGGGGAGCUUUUGAUUUUGGGGGCAACCAACUAGGACUUGAUUGGUCGAAAAUAAGUGCCUAAACAAGGCCCGGUGCGGUGGCUCACGCCUGUAAUCCCAGCACUUUGGGAGGCCGAGGCGGGCGGAUCACAAGGUCAGGAGAUCCAGACCAUCCUGGCCAACAUGGUGAAACCCCGUCUCUACUAAAAAUACAAAAAAAAAUUAGCUGGGCAUGGUGGCGGGCGCCUGCAGUCCCAGCUAAUCAGGCCCGUCACCGACCUUUGGGGAACUGGGCUACAGGGACCACAAGCCCAAGUCUUCCACUGCAGCCCAGGAGGUGAAGAUGCUGCAUGGCAUUUUCUCAGAGCAGGUUGCCGUGGGCUACUCACACUCCUUGGUGAUAACAAGAGAUGAAAGUGAGACUGAGAAAGAAAAGAUCAAGAAACUGCCAGAAUACAACCCCCGAACCCUCUGAUGCUGCUGGAGACUCUUCUGACUCCACAGCUCUCACGGCAGCUGUCAUUUCCAUGUGCACUGGGAUGGGAAGUCAGACGAGGAAUUUAAAAAAGCAAAACUUGAUCGAAGGUGCAUUUUUGUUAGACUCCCUGAGGUUCCGUUUUACAAAUGAUCCAACAUUAACUACCUUUUUUUCUGUAUGCUUUCCAAAGUCCCUUUUUUCCCCUUAAUGUCGAAUGAGCAAUGUCCCCUUGCUCAUAGUUGACUUACCAUUCCUACAAAGAGGCAGAAACUUUGAGCAAUCUAGGUGUUUUUUUUCUUUCUUCUUCUCCUGAGUACACUCCCCAAAACACUCCUUUCCAGUUAUAAUUAGCAUCGUGAUCUAAGUGGAUACUACAUGGAAGAGGAAUCGCCAUUUACUCAGAAAAAAUGUCCCUUACAGGAACCAGCAGCAGCUUGGCGAAGUCACCGGCCCACCUCCAUCCGAAAUCAUGCUCACGUGCUUCGGAAGCAUCCGGGUCACUCCUUUCCCGCUUUUUCUUGCAGAUCAGCCUAGGCCAGUGUCAGUUCUGUUUCUCCUCUUGGCUGCCUGUACGCCCACAGCCUUCUGGCUGCAACAUUAUAGAAUCAGCCGUGUCUCCCCUAGUGGGGGAUUGGGGUUCUGUGUUUAGCCAUUUAUAUCUACUUUAGCUGUUAAGUCCAAAUGAAAAUCAGGUGAUUGUGGAACCAUGGGGACUUGGGGGUGGGGCAGAGGUGGGAACAUUUGUAUCAGUUGAGUCAGCUUCAUGGCUCCCUGCAGAGCCAGGGCUGAGCCUUGUCACGUGCACUCGCCAAUUAGAGAUUGAUCAGCCAGCAGUCAAAUGCAUUCUCCAGUCCUUGCAAGAAGGAUCAGCCCUUUCUGUACCAGCCUCAAUGGCCUUGUGCUUUGGUCUCCUUUUCUCCCCCGCCUGGAUCCUGCCUCGUGCGGGCCAUCCUGUUGCUGAGACUCGGGGUACCGUUCUGCUGACCCAGCUCCCUUUAGUCACGUUUGCUUGGCUCUGGUACCAAAUAGUUGGGAUUACCGAAGAGUCCCCUUCCUCACGUGUCAGCACGGAUGCCCUGACUGCCACACGUGUCCCCGUCAAGUGCCCGAGCUCGCCGCCAUGUGUGCUGCGCUGAGUGAGUUAUGAGGUGCCUUUCCCGGAACCCUCCUCUCACCUGGACCCAAGAGAGGCAACAGCUGUGGCUGGGGCUCUUGGUUUCCAGAGGGUCUGGACUGGUUUGGGUGCUUUAAAAUAGAUAUUUAGUUCAGUGGUGCUUAUGGGGAAGAUGGGACUAGAACUUAAGUGUCAGAUUUGGGUGGAUGGGAAAGUUACAUAUUGGUCUCUUGAAAUUUUUUUUUUCUUUAGCUAUUGUUACCAUUUGUCACUAUCUCCAUGUUAAAAUGCCAAAAAUGAUCUAGUUGUUGCUUUUUUUCCCUAUUUUCCACCCCAGUUGCUCCUUACUGUGAUUCCUGCCCUUGGAGGGCAUGUAGCAGUGUCUGUCCUGCCAGUCCCAAGGCCCUGUGGGAGGAGACUGGCCUGCAUCUCUCUAAGACUUAGUCUGACACCACACGCAUCUCUUGAUCUGUGUUCAGUCAGUAGUCCAGGGGAGAAGCUUCUGCCACUUCAGAGCUUUGCUAAACUAACCUAAUUUGUCCAAAUCACCCCAAAACCACCAUGUGUGACAAGCUUCCAUGCGACAGCCUGAUCCAUUUCCCUGGACAGGUCUCUUUCCUGGAAUGCAGCCCAGGCACCUGUGCUCCUGGCACCCUUGAGGUCUCUCCUUUGAGUCGUGGUCACCGAGAGGGUUGAGGAUGCAGCACCCGAGGUCCCAGCCUUUGCAGGAGCCGCCCUGGGCAGAGCUGGACUUAGAUCUUCGGUGGCCUCACGUAAACCCAGCAGCCAGCCUCUUCUAGAACCCUAGCCCAGGGACUGGAGCAGGAAAGGGACAUUCAAAGUGAAGAUUGCCUUGUCCCGCACCUCCUUCUGGCUUAGAUUGAAAAAUGGGCUUCCUAAUGGGUUAAAUCCUUUAAAACAAGGAGUUGUGGGGGAAGGGUGUCGUGCACUUCUAGAGAAAGGUACACAGUUGCCCAGCUGGGAACAUGCUUGGCACGACCCUGCAGGCAUCUGACUGGUCUUCCAGCUCAGGAAAAAGAAUUUGAAAGAGGCUUAGCAUGAAGGGGAAUCAAAGAGGAGGUUGUGAUUUUGUCAGAGGUUUCUGGUUUAGUGCUGUAAUUGUCUUUAUAUAUAUAUAUAUAUUUCUUGGAGUAAACAUUUUAAAUAAACAAUAUCGUCUACUGAAAAAAAUUAAAAAGUAAAAAAUAAACAUCCUGGUGCUCUCCCUAGGCAAAUAGGAGGAUAACGAUAACCAGUGGAAAUAUUUAUCAUCAUUCCUUCUUCCUCAGGUUUGUCAGGGCAGCAGUCAUCUGUGGGGCCAGUUACCCAUACACUAUUGUUAACAUAUAUUUCAGUAGGAUUAUCCAUCCAUGUGACUGCCCGAAUUAAAGGCGGGAAAGGCACAUAGGCCCAGUAGGUAUAAUUAGCUGCAGCUGCUCAUGCAGGCGUGGGGAGACUGACCACCAUUGAUACAAUCAUCAAAGCUGCAAGCGGCCAGGCACGGUGGCUCAUGCCUGUAAUCCCAGCACUUUGGGAGGCCGAGGCGGGUGGAUCACGAGGUCACGAGAUCGAGACCAGCCUGACCAACAUGGUGAAACCCCGUCUCUACUAAAAAUAGAAAAAUUAGCUGGGCGUGGUGGCGCGUGCCUGUAAUCCCAGCUACUCGGGAGGCUGACAGAAUUGCUUGAACCUGGGAAGCGGAGGGUGCAGAGAGCUGAGAUCGCGCCACUGCACUCCAGCCUGGUGACGGAGCAAGACUCCGUCUCAAAAAAAAAAAUGCUGCAAGCAGCCUACUCUCAGGAGUUUGUGUCAACUUUGUGUUCUCAAGGCUUUUUUUUUUUUUU
This is a messenger RNA of Pongo pygmaeus (Bornean orangutan), 4506 nucleotides long. RefSeq names its product asparaginase and isoaspartyl peptidase 1 (gene ASRGL1). The transcript is spliced from 5 exons. Lineage: Eukaryota; Metazoa; Chordata; Mammalia; Primates; Hominidae. Gene Ontology annotation, molecular function: asparaginase activity. Gene Ontology annotation, cellular component: cytoplasm. Bases 125 to 943 code for a protein of 272 amino acids. The record is from RefSeq and is a predicted model, not a curated record.